Messenger RNA from Nilaparvata lugens (brown planthopper), 2739 nucleotides. It is a transcript of the gene Ms, whose product is annotated as myosuppressin. The record is from RefSeq and is a predicted model, not a curated record. The coding region runs from base 223 to 570 and encodes 115 amino acids. The transcript has 3 exons. Lineage: Eukaryota; Metazoa; Arthropoda; Insecta; Hemiptera; Delphacidae.
AUCCUGCUACUCCUGGAACAGAACAGUGCCAGUGAGUGAGUAUUGUGCUAUUAACUUGUUCGUGUGAGUUUGGUUCUAACUUCAAAUACGAUUAAAUAGUAUUUUAUCAUUGAGUAACAAGUACUUUGUGGCUACUUUAUCAGAAGAGUCAUAUUCUGCGAGGUUGAACACCAACGUGGAGUACGGUAAAUUGGAGAGGCCAGCAACCAACAGAGAGCAGAGAUGGUAUCGAUGGCAUGCGGCAGUGGCAAUGGAAGUGGAAGUGGCAGUAGCCUGGUGAUGCUGUGGGCUGUUGUGACGGUGCUGCUAGUCGCACUGCUCAGUCCACCGGUGUCCGGUGUGCCUCCACCCCAAUGCACCCCCGGCAUAGUCGAGGAGAUACCACUGCGCAUGCGCAAAGUGUGUGCCGCACUCUCCACCAUCUACGAGCUGUCCAACGCCAUGGAGACCUAUCUAGACGACAAGGGUGCUGCUUACCAGAUGAUGCGUGAUAACUCGCCGCUAAUGGAAAACGGAGUAAAGAGGCAGGAUGUCGAUCACGUGUUCCUGAGGUUCGGAAGACGUCGUUAGAGGGCGCUCCACUCGCCCUCACAAGACCCGCUUCACUCUUUCUGCUAUUAUUUAUUAUUAUUUGUUGACAGACUCUUCAAUCAUCUUGAGCAUUCUUCCUUUUUAUCACCGCAAUUUAGUUUCGAAUGAAUGAAUGUUGAAGACGAUUCAUCAAUAAUUCUGUAAAUCUCGUGUCAACACAGCUCAACUAAGAAAUGAUUCAGUUCACACAACUCUUAAUGAUCUAGGUCAUUUUUCUUUUUCAAUAAUAAUUAAUGAAUGUUCGAAACAUCAUUAGUCAAAUAUUUAACGGGAUGGUACCGACCCCAUGACUCAGAAAAUCAGAUAAAAUAAUUAUGUUCUGUGAUUGAAAUGAGACCCUUAAGGAUCUGAAACCUUAAACGAAAUUGUAUCCUACUGUAUCUCACAAUAAUCAGGCAAUCACAUUCUUUUAUUAUCACUCAUUACAUACAAUUAUUACAAUUUCCCAUAUAUUUUUCACAAAAAGAAUGUAAAUUUUUCCUUCAUUCAAUCCUUAUUGGGUGUCCAUAAUUUGUUAGAGAUGAAUAAACAAAAAUGGAUAAGAAUAUAGCCCAAUUGCUCAUGAUACACAGUUUUGCAACUUGAGCUGCUAACAAUGCUAUCAUGAACACUGGAGCUCUAUUUUUCAAUUCUUACUCUUAAUUAUUGAGAAAUUGUAAAAUAUAAUGUAAGUACAUUGAUAUGUGCAAUGCAGUGGGUAUCACAUUUAUAUCAAUCUAGAUUCAAACCAGAAUAAACCACAAGUAGUAUAACAAAAAAUCACUGGAAUCUUGAAAAGUGGAUUCUUGUUUCAUAGAAGGUUUAAGUUGAAAUCAAUAUUUUUGUGAUUUGCUUUAAGUUGGUUAAUUUCAUCCAUUUCAGUAAUGUACCUACAUCAAGAUUGGCUGUGAACGAUCAAGAAUUUAGUAAACUGUUUCAAGAGAAAAUGUAAUGCUAUUUCACGAGAAUCAUUUUUUAAUGACAAUGUAGCCUAUUCAUAAAAAUAAUAUUAUUCUCAAUUCAACUGAAUUUUCUGUGAUGGAAAUCAUUUAGAUUUGACAAAGUGAGCUUGAUAAUAUUAUUAUAACAUUCUCAUCAGAUGGAGUGUAUGCUCCUUCGCUGUACAUAUAUUAUUUUGAAUUUACAAAUCCUUAUAAGGAUUCAGAAUACCAUAAUUAUUGAGGUAAUUUGAAUACUGGUCAACAAAUUCAAUAGUAAUUUUUAUUUCUUCAACAAUAGUUGAUUUUCUUCAACUGUUUAAUCCUCCAUUAAGAUGUGUUAAUUCAUAAAAUACUGUACCUCAUUAUUCCAAAGACUUUAGCUAACGUUCUAUGAGAAAAUUUGAUCUCUCAGUCAAUUUUCGCAUUGAACAAGAUGAAAAACGAACAUUUUUCAUUGUACUAAUAAUCUCUUUCACAGCAAAAUAUUAAUCAUUUCAAAUAUUUUUUUCUCUAUUUUAAUCUAUAGAUUUCAGUUAUUUUUGUCAAUUUCUAGUCAUUUUAUUCAAUUGACAAACAGUAUUAUCAUUAUGGAAUCUGUAGAUUUGAUGAUAGAGAGUAUCAAUGUAUUUUAUCUUCCCAAAAAAUAGUAGUACCUUAUAUUAUGUUAAAAUUGCGUUGCUAGUUCUUCGCAGUAAAACUAUGUCUUCAUUAUUCCCAUGAAAUAUUAUAUAACUAUUAUCUUUGGUUAUGCGAGAUGAAUAAGAUUGUAAAUUGAUUCUAUUGAACUUAAUCAAUUUAUAAUUAUAAAGGAAUAGUUACCUUCAGGUUACUAGAGCAUUCAUUAACAUAAUAAGCAACGCAUUUUAUUCAGAUCAAUUUAUAAAAUUGGCCAUGAAUAUUUCCAAAUGAUGGUUUGAUGAGUAGUAUUGAUAUAUGAGCAAGGGUCGGUUCAUGCUGUGAAAAUGCAUUGGCUUGAUUUUUUCCAACUACUCUAAUAUAGAUUUCUAAUGUAAGAUGAACUAAUAUUACUUCUUGUUAUUAUAUUCUCACACUUCCUUGUUAUUAUGGACUUGUAAAAAGUCAAUAUCUAUCAAUAGUGUAAUUUAGAAUGACUUCAAUGUUUAAUUUACAGUUUUCGAACUUAAAUUCAUAAUUACAGUUUGAGUUGUCUAAUUUAUUAUACUUGAGAUGUAUGAAGAAUAAAGUAUUAUAUAUUUGUUAAGCAUGA